Molecule: messenger RNA, 1174 nt
Organism: Schistocerca americana (American grasshopper)
Lineage: Eukaryota; Metazoa; Arthropoda; Insecta; Orthoptera; Acrididae
Product: aurora kinase B-like
Exons: 7
Coding region: 70-987 (305 amino acids)
Biological process (GO): mitotic spindle organization; regulation of cytokinesis; protein phosphorylation
Cellular component (GO): spindle microtubule; chromosome passenger complex; spindle pole centrosome
Molecular function (GO): protein kinase activity; ATP binding
Source: RefSeq, a predicted model, not a curated record
UGAGUGUCAGGCUGUUAUCUUUGGUGAGACGUUCAAAUUCAAAUUUGUGCGGAUGUUGCAAUCGUGAGGAUGGGCACGAAAAUGAAUGAGACAUAUAUCGCUUGUGAUCCGACGCAUCAAACAGCUUUAGAUGCAUACGUAAAGAAACUGAAGGACCAAAUAGCGCUACGUCAGGGGAAACCGAAGGAAUGGUGUCUUGAUGACUUCGAAAUAGGCUGCCCCCUCGGUGAAGGGAAGUUUGGACAUGUGUACAUGGCAAGAGAGAAGACAACCGGGACUAUAAUUGCCCUGAAAGUAAUGCUAAAAUCAGAAAUUGUUCGUGGCAGAGUUGAAAGACAAGUUCUCAGAGAGAUAGAGAUACAGACCCAUCUGAGGCAUCCUCACAUCCUACAGCUUUACACAUACUUCUAUGAUGAGAGGAAGAUAUAUUUAAUUUUAGAGUUCGCUGCUAAAGGAGAAUUGUACAAAGUACUUCGUGCGUGCCCAAAUGGACGUUUCUCCGAACCUGUAGCGGCAAGAUACAUGUACCAGGUUGCAAACGCUUUGCAGUACUGCCAUGAAAAUAAUGUAAUUCAUCGUGAUAUAAAGCCUGAAAAUCUGCUCCUCACUUCCGAUGAUAAAAUAAAAAUGGCCGACUUUGGUUGGUCUGUACACGCACCAAGCAAUCGGCGAAAGACGAUGUGUGGCACCCUGGACUAUCUGCCCCCGGAGAUGGUAGAAGGAAAGCCUUAUGAUCAUAAUGUAGAUAACUGGUGCAUAGGUGUCCUCUGUUAUGAAUUUCUUGUUGGGAAACCACCUUUUGAAACAGAUUCUUCAAAAAAAACAUACAGUCUGAUACGAGAAGUCAAAUAUAAAAUACCAGACCACGUAUCUGAUUUGGCUAAGGAUCUAAUAAGUAAGCUCCUGCAACGCAAUCCAAAGCAGCGUCUCCCAUUAAAGCAUGUGAUGACACAUCCUUGGAUACAGAACCAUGUUAAAGACAUUUAAUGUAAAUGUAAAUUGUAUUUGUUCCUUUUACUGUACAUAUCAGAGAGCUGUUGUAUAUCAUACAUGUAGAAUCUUGUAUAUACUCUGCAUUUUUUUUUAUUUUUAUGAAAGAUUUAUAUGUUUGUGAAUGUUUAUAGCAUUUUAAGUAACUUCUCAACACCAAUAAAAGAAUAAUUUUAAUCUUGUG